This is a messenger RNA of Balaenoptera ricei (Rice's whale), 1242 nucleotides long. It is a transcript of the gene RAN, whose product is annotated as RAN, member RAS oncogene family. The record is from RefSeq and is a predicted model, not a curated record. Gene Ontology annotation, biological process: ribosomal subunit export from nucleus; protein import into nucleus. Gene Ontology annotation, cellular component: cytoplasm; nucleus. The transcript has 7 exons. The coding region runs from base 1 to 864 and encodes 287 amino acids. Lineage: Eukaryota; Metazoa; Chordata; Mammalia; Artiodactyla; Balaenopteridae. Gene Ontology annotation, molecular function: GTP binding; GTPase activity.
AUGCGCCAGGCCAACGGGUACAGCCGCCGGAGCCGGGGCGGCGUGCGUGCGCGUGCGCGAGGGGCCACGUGGGAGCGACGCGGCGCCGUUGCCCCGCCCUCCCUCGGCGCGCGCCGGCGUCGGCUGCGUCUCCGGGCAUUUGAAUUGCGCUUCCGCCAUCUUUCCAGCCCUCAGUCAGACGGGCGCGGAGACGCUUCUGGAAGUAGCAUCGCGAUGGCUGCGCAAGGAGAGCCCCAAGUGCAGUUCAAGCUCGUAUUGGUUGGUGACGGCGGUACUGGGAAAACUACAUUUGUGAAACGCCAUCUGACUGGUGAAUUUGAGAAGAAGUAUGUAGCCACCUUGGGCGUUGAGGUCCAUCCCCUUGUGUUCCAUACCAACAGAGGACCCAUUAAGUUCAACGUAUGGGAUACAGCUGGCCAGGAGAAAUUUGGAGGACUGAGAGAUGGCUAUUACAUCCAAGCUCAGUGUGCCAUCAUAAUGUUUGAUGUAACGUCAAGGGUCACUUACAAGAACGUGCCUAACUGGCAUAGAGAUCUGGUGCGAGUGUGCGAGAACAUCCCCAUCGUGCUGUGUGGCAACAAAGUGGACAUCAAGGACAGAAAGGUUAAGGCAAAGUCGAUUGUCUUCCACCGAAAGAAGAAUCUUCAGUACUAUGACAUCUCCGCCAAAAGUAACUACAAUUUUGAAAAGCCCUUCCUCUGGCUUGCUAGAAAACUGAUCGGAGACCCUAACUUGGAGUUCGUCGCCAUGCCUGCUCUCGCCCCGCCAGAGGUGAUCAUGGACCCAGCGUUGGCAGCGCAGUACGAGCACGAUCUAGAGGUUGCUCAGACAACUGCCCUCCCGGAUGAAGAUGAUGACCUGUGAGAAAAGUGAAGCUGGAGCCCAGCGUCAGAAGUCUAGUUUUAUAGGCAACUGUCCUGUGAUGUCAGUGGUGCAGCGUGUUUGCCACUUUAUUAUAUAGCUAAGCAGAACAUGUGCUUAAUCUUUGGGAUGCUGAAGGAGAUGAAUGGGCUUUGGAGUGAAUGUGGCAGUUAAAAAAAAACAAAACAAAACAAAAAAAACCUUCAUUUUUUUGGACCUGCAUAUUUAGGUGUUUUGGAACACAGUUGUUUCCUCCUUGAGUUUCAAAUAUAAGACUGCUACAGUCACAUCACAAUAUUCAGUGGUGGCAUCUUGUUUGUUACUGUCAUUCCCAUUCCUUUUCGUUUAGAAUCAGAAUAAAGUUGUAUUUCAAAUAUCUAA